Messenger RNA from Electrophorus electricus (electric eel), 1760 nucleotides. Lineage: Eukaryota; Metazoa; Chordata; Actinopteri; Gymnotiformes; Gymnotidae. The record is from RefSeq and is a predicted model, not a curated record.
AACAAAAGUACUGUAAUGUGCGUACUGUUAUGGUGAUUAUACAUUUGUUCAUUAUCAGGUGGAUAUUACAAUGAGAGGAGAAGCCAGUGUCUCUACAGCUCCAGGGAUUUAAAUGACAUGGUGUAUAUAGAUUCAUACAUUUUCAACAAGAUAGAGUGGAUACGGUUCAACAGCACAGUGGGCAAGUAUGUGGGAUACACCAAGUUUGGUAUUUAUAAUGCAGAACUAUGGAACAAUGAUACAGCAUUUGUACAACAAGAGCAAAAUGAUGUGGAGGCCUUCUGUAAACACAACGCUGAGAUCUACUACUCACAAAUAAUGGAUAAGACAGUUGAGCCAAACGUUAACCUGAUGUCAUUGAAGCAGGCCAGUGGCAGUCAACCAGCUAUGCUGAUGUGCAGUGCGUACAACUUCUACCCAAAGAAAAUCAAAGUGUCCUGGCUCAGAGAUGGUAAACCAGUGACCUCUGAUAUCACGUCCACUGAGGAGCUGGCUGAUGGAGACUGGUACUACCAGAUCCACUCCCACCUGGAGUACACACCCAAAUCUGGGGAGAAGAUCUCCUGUGUGGUGGAGCACGCCAGCUUCCAGAAACCCAUGGUGUACGACUGGGACCCGUCUCUUCCUGAGUCUGAAAGGAACAAGGUUGCUAUUGGAGCUUCAGGGCUGGUGUUGGGGAUCAUCCUAUCAGCUGCUGGAUUCAUCUACUACAAGAGGAAAUCCUCAAGACCUUACUAAGGUUGUCACCAUGAAACUUCCAGAUAGAUGUGUUAUUUUCAUCACCAUUUCUGUUUUACAUUAAAGAAGCUUGAAGUGUCCUACACACUCUUAGUUGUCUCCAUUAACAUCUGUUUUUAAUUCUAAUAAGAGUUCGAUGUUUCAAGCUAAAUGCUCUUCUUCAGAUAUUCACUCAAAUCAAACAGCAUUCAUUUCUCAUUUAUUUGAUCUCUGUCUACACCUGUAAUGUCUUUUUAAAAAUUAUUGUUUGAAGUAGGUUUUUUUUUUUUUAUUAAAAACAUGACAUUCAAUAUCUGACAAUAUCUGUUACAGUCUGUUACCGUCUGUUAUCAGUGUUCAUAGUUGCUAGGGUUAUUAUUUGUGAGCAUGUUAAUGUAACACGUAAUAUUGGACAUUUCUACUAUUCAGUGGUACUCUGGUUGACCUGCUUCCCUCUUAAACAUCAGUACUGUUACUGAAUUGUAAUGAUGAGCAGUUAGAAGGUGGAUGCAUAUGCAAAGAAGAGUGAGAUGUAUUAUGGGCAAAUCCAGAACUGUACAGUUUAGUGUGUUUAUGUAAUUAGUGACAGAACUGUACAGUUUAGUGUGUUUAUGUAAUUAGUGACAGAACUGUACAGUUUAGUGUUUUUUUCUGAUCACCUGACACUGCAGGUCCGGUACAGCUUGGAGGUGAGCAGACAGCACCUUCUCCAGGGGUUUGGAGUGAGACCAGGAUCAGAACCGUCCUACUGAGCUUUGGGUUUCUUUUUGUAUGUAGCGGAUCUUUGGGGGAAGUGCUUGUUCUGAAACACAUCUGCACUAAUUGAACUUCCUCAUGAUACACUCCUGUUGUCAGUGAGCUCAGUGAAAUAUGUAUUCAGUGAACAAAGUACCAGUGUGUUUUUAUGUGCAUAGCAUCACAGUCCAUUCACUGCUGAUAUGGUAGAAGUUAAUGGGACAUAGAUAAGAGUGCUUUCUUUUGUGUUCACAUCAUGUUUGAUUCUAUAUUUUACAAUCCUCAAUAAACAGUUUCCACUUCUCACA